AUGGCAAUGCAUAUUUCUAGACUUGCGGCGGAUGAAAACUCGCUCGAGCAGUCGAACUGGCUACCAACGAAGACCUCCCAGCUCCGGCAACACAUCGAAGCACUCAACGCUGCAGCGAGCACCAGCAAGAACACCAACCAUGACGAGCCCACGGAAGACGUCCAGGUCAGCACUCAGGCUUUAGAACGCGAUACCGACACACGCUCAUGA
Molecule: messenger RNA, 210 nt
Organism: Ascochyta rabiei
Lineage: Eukaryota; Fungi; Ascomycota; Dothideomycetes; Pleosporales; Didymellaceae
Exons: 1
Coding region: 1-210 (69 amino acids)
Source: RefSeq, a predicted model, not a curated record